Messenger RNA from Rotaria sp. Silwood1, 1227 nucleotides. NCBI's taxonomy places the organism in Eukaryota, Metazoa, Rotifera, Eurotatoria, Philodinida, Philodinidae. The record is from the annotation of a GenBank genome assembly.
AUGAGUACAACUAAUAAUAAUAAACGUGUUAAUAACUUAGUCGUCGAUUCAAGUGCAUUCAUUAGACAAGCACCAUUACAUAAUUUGACUGAUGUUGUUUAUACGGUCGAAGAUGUUGUCAAAGAAAUACGUGAUAUCAAAACGCGUGAAUCACUCAAUGUAGUUCUUUAUACAUUGAAAUUUAAAGAACCAAGUACUGAAGCAAUCCGUUUUGUAACAAAUUAUGCAAAGAAAACAGGUGACUAUGCAUUUUUAUCAGCAGUUGAUCUUCGACUAUUAGCAUUAACUUAUCAACUUUAUCAAGAAACAGUUGGUACAGAAAAAUUAAAUUUAGAACCAAAAAUAAAUGUUACUAUACCCAGUUCAACAGUAUCAUUCGGUAAUGCUGGUGUCAAAUUAGCUGGUUUUGUUUUUCCAAAGCAUGAAGAACAAAAUGAUGAUCAAAAUUCAGAGAAAUCAACAACAGAAAAUCAAAUUGAAAAAGAAAAUGAAGCAACAGAAAAUAAUAAUGAUGGUAAUGAGGAACAAGAAGAAGAAGAAGAAGAAGAUCCUGAUAAUGAAGAAGAUGAAGAUGUUCAAUCAUUUGUUACAGCAGUUGAUAAUGAAAAUGAUAUUACAGAAUCAAUAAAUGAUCUUCAUCUUGGUCAUGAUGAUGAUGGUUGGAUAACUCCAUCAAAUAUUAAAACUGUCAAAUCAAAAGCUUUAGACAAUGGAACAUCAGAAAAUAGUGAAACAGUUCACGAAACUUUACCUGUUGCUUGUAUUACUACGGAUUUUUCAAUGCAGAAUGUUCUUAUUCAAAUGGGUAUUCCUGUUCUUUCCGUUGAUGGUCUUCUCAUUCGAACAGCUCGUAGUUAUGUAUUAAAAUGUCGUGAUUGUCCAGGUGUUACUCGUCAAAUGACUAAACAAUUCUGUCCUGAAUGUGGUAAUCCAUCUUUACAACGUGCUAGUGUUAGUGUUGAUUCAUCUGGUCAACGACAUUAUUAUUUAACUGGUCGUUAUCGACCAAAACCUCGUCAAUCAUUGCCAUUGCCUCGUGGUGGUAAACAUUCACAUAAUCCAAUACGUGUUGAAGGUCAACCACGACCACAAAAUCGGCCAACAAAAAAAUCAUUGAUGAAACGAAAUGUACUCGAUGAUGAUUAUCUUGCUGGUUCUUCACCAUUUGCUGUGCACGAUAUUUAUAGCCGUGCAGCAACACUCGGUAUUAAACCAACAAGACGAUAA